Messenger RNA from Ectocarpus siliculosus, 955 nucleotides. The record is from the annotation of a GenBank genome assembly. Lineage: Eukaryota; Phaeophyceae; Ectocarpales; Ectocarpaceae.
AUGGAACUCCGACGAGCAGUCACACUUCGCAAGCGCCACGAGGAGAGACGCUACGAUGCCACCAGUCGCGCCGCGUUACUGGGAGCGGAGGGCGGCGACGGACCGAGACGACGGGGCUACAAUUCCGGGGGAGGUGGCGACGAUACCCCGGGGUCAGCUGCGGGAGACGCGCGAGAAAUGAAACAGUCCUUGCAGCGCACCCGAAAGAUGAUGGCAGAGCAGCUGGCCCGGGUGGCGCAAGUGUCGGAGGUCAUGGGCGAACAGGAUGCCUUGCUCAUGAACACGUUCGCCGAGCACCAGGGCAUCGGAGGAAGCUUGAAGCGAGCCGGCACAACGUUGACGAGGCUGAAGGCUGCUGAGGUGAUGGACACCAUCAUCAUGGUGGCCUCCACCUUUGUAUUCUUCGCCACGGUCUGCUUUGUGAUAUAUCAGAGGCUGCCCCUCUUGGGCCUCUUGUGACAGGGGCGUCGUUUGUGAGGCGCCGAGGAUCGAUUUUCCUGCAUCUUUGCUGUUUCUUGUUAUGUGUACUCUGUGGCAGAGUGUAAGCUCAGGCAAGAACGUGUGUGUGUAGUGUACAUUCAUCGGUCAUCACGAAGUGACGCCAACUUGAACGUGCUACUCUGUACGUACCCUCACGUAUUUCCGGCCAAGCUCUGGGAAUGUCGAGACGUUUUUUACCACCAACUGGGUCGUCCAAAAGCUGUGCCAUCGUGAACGAAUCCCAGUUCCUGGCACGAUGUGCUCUUUUGCUCUCUGAAGAAUACUGCUAGUAUUGCUCAGAAGCAACGAAGGAGAGACACGGGAUACGGGCAGGCGGCCGAAAAGGGGACUUUUAUAAAAGUACCUUGGUAGACGUUUGCCUCGGUAUAACAGCUCGAGAAGAGAUACACAAACCUUACUGUUUGUGUUUGUUAGUGUACUUCUAAUGCUCUUUUUGAUUGGGAGCGUGUGAUCG